Molecule: messenger RNA, 1857 nt
Organism: Oryctolagus cuniculus (rabbit)
Lineage: Eukaryota; Metazoa; Chordata; Mammalia; Lagomorpha; Leporidae
Gene: OR5V1
Product: olfactory receptor family 5 subfamily V member 1
Biological process (GO): G protein-coupled receptor signaling pathway
Cellular component (GO): membrane
Molecular function (GO): G protein-coupled receptor activity; olfactory receptor activity
Source: RefSeq, a predicted model, not a curated record
CUCCUGGUCUCCCAUGCGGGUGCAGGGCCCAAGCACUUGGGCCAUCCUCCACUGCACUCCCUGGCCAUAGCAGAGAGCUGGCCUGGAAGAGGGGCAACCGGGACAGAAUCCGGAUCCCCGACCAGGACUAGAACCCGGUGUGCUGGUGCCACUAGGCGGAGGAUUAGCCUAUUGAGCCGCAGCGCCGGCCUCUCCAUGAUUCUUAACUACCUGAUUGUGAUCCUCACUAGCCAUCCACAAGCCACAGUGUGGUUUGAAGGGAGGGGCCUGCCACCCCACAUCUCUAGUAAUAGCCCUUAUACUGCAUGUGGACUUCUUCUCAUUUAUUUUUCCACAUCAAGGAGUUAUUAUUCUGUAAGAGUUUUAUGUCUCAUAAAAAUGUUGAAAAUGUGGGUUUGUAAAAGAAAAGUGAUGACUGUUGGGCACCACUAUGAUUUGUCAUGGGUUAUAAAGAAUCUAGUGGUUAUCAAGAUAUAGACAAUGAUUAUUUUAUUCAUAACAGUUAUAUUUUCUUGUUUUGCAGAUUAUUGCUGUUAUAGCCCAUGAAUACUGUAGUUUGUCUUGCUAUUCCCUUAAUAUCCAAGAAAGAACAUUAUGGAAGGAGAAAACCAAACAGCUCUGUCAGAUUUCAUCAUUUUAGGAUUCUCCAACUUAAAUGAUUUGCAAUUUUUACUCUUUACCAUAUUCCUUAUGAUCUAUCUCUGUACCCUGGGAGGAAAUAUCUUCAUUAUUUUGAUAACAGUGGCUGAUGCCCGACUGCACACUCCCAUGUAUUUUUUUCUGAGGAAUUUGGCCUUUCUUGACAUCUGCUACACUACUACCAAUGUCCCCCAGAUGAUGGUGCAUCUCCUAUCAGAGAAGAAAAGCAUCUCCUAUGGGGGCUGUGUAACCCAACUUUUUGCAUUUCUUUUCUUUGUGGGUGUGGAAUGUCUUUUGCUGGCAGCAAUGGCAUAUGAUCGUUACAUUGCAAUCUGCAAACCCUUAAGGUAUUCAGUUAUCAUGAACAAGGCCCUGUACAGCAAGUUGGCAGCCUCAUGCUGGGUGAGUGGCUCCCUCAACUCAGUGGUGCACACAGCUUUGACAUUUCGCUUGCCCUUCUGUGGCAACAAUCAGAUUAAUUAUUUCUUUUGUGACAUUCCCCCUUUGCUGAUCUUGUCUUGUGGGGACACUUCUGUCAAUGAAUUUGUUUUGCUCUUCAUUGGGGUCUUUAUUGGCUGGGCUCCUUUUCUGGGUAUCAUCGUUUCCUAUCUCUUUAUAAUUUCUGCCAUCCUGAGAAUUCACUCUUCAGAGGGAAGGCAAAAGGCUUUUUCCACCUGUGCCUCCCACCUGGUCAUCGUCCUUCUCUACUAUGGAAGUUCCAUUUUCACAUAUGUACGGCCCAUCUCAUCUUACUCAUUGGCAAAAGAUAGGCUCAUCUCGGUAUUGUAUAGUGUUGUUACUCCCAUGCUAAACCCUGUAAUUUAUACUUUGAGGAAUAAGGACAUAAGAAUGGCCCUGAAAGCUGUGGGAGGAAAAGACCUGACUUUCAAAUUUCCUUUUCCUUGAAACACAAUGUAUGUAUUUUUCUAUGUUUGGAUACUAUAUUAGAAAAUUAUUUAUCUUACUGAUAUGAUCUGAUUGCUUAUUGCCAACAUUAAUAGUAAAACUCUAAGAAUUAAAACUUAUUUUCAUUCUGUUCCAUUGGUCUAUCCAUCUAUUUCUGUACCAGUACAAUGCUGUUUUGAUUAUCACUGCCUGUAGUAUGUCCUGAAAUCUGGUAUUGUGAUACCUCCAGCUUUUUUUUUGUACAAGAUUGCUUUAGCUAUUUGAGGUGAGUUCAGUCUGUUGAAAUCUUUGCUUAGUAUAUACUAAGUUGAU